Callorhinchus milii (elephant shark) is the source of this 515-nucleotide messenger RNA. RefSeq names its product mitochondrial import receptor subunit TOM5 homolog. Gene Ontology annotation, cellular component: mitochondrial outer membrane translocase complex. The record is from RefSeq and is a predicted model, not a curated record. The transcript has 2 exons. Lineage: Eukaryota; Metazoa; Chordata; Chondrichthyes; Chimaeriformes; Callorhinchidae. The coding region runs from base 69 to 224 and encodes 51 amino acids.
GCCGAUGUGUGAGCUGAGCUGUGAUUGGUCGGUGUGCGGUGUUGGCUCAGAGGUCAGUCAGAGCCGCCAUGUUGCGCGUGGAGCCGCUCGGGCCUAAGAUGGACCCGGACGAGUUACGCAGGAAAAUGCGGGAGGAUGUGCUCAGGUCCCUCCGCAACUUCCUCGUCUACGUGGCGCUACUGAGGGCCACUCCGUUUAUCCUGAAGAAACUGGAUAGUAUCUGAGCAUCACGACUGCAAAAACCCGCAUGCUGCUUUGAAGUACUCGAGUCGUAUUUGAAGAGCCACUGUUUGCAUCGACAGAACAAGAACAUUCGGGCCUUCUGCUGCUAAAGAAAGAACCUUUUAAAGCCAACUCUGUAACAAACUCUUAACCAUAUUCAGUUAAUCCCUGUACUUAUUCCAUUUCCUACACCUAGAUUAUUUUUUCCUUGCCUCACUUUGUAUCUGAUUUUCAUGCAGAGUUGUGUGUGUUUUUUUUAACCUAAUUGGUACAAUAAAUUCCCAAUAUUACGA